GGCAGGCAGAUGCCGGGCUGGGAGCGGCGGAGCCGCGGGACCCCGGCGGGUGGGGGCUCGGUGCGGCUGCCGCCCACCCCCCCGGCUCUCCCGGGGGCCUGCCGCUGGGACAAGCGCUCACCUCGGGCUCCCCUCCCCGGGGCACGCUGAGCAGAGAGCGGGCGAGCCGGGCUAUUUCAAAACACUUUACAGAGAAGGACCAGAAGGGAAGGAGCUUGAAAGGACUUCUCUAAGGCCUGAGAAAAAGUCCACAUCAUGGGGGAUGUGAAACUGGUGACAACUACUCGAGUAUCCAAAACAUCCCUGACACUCAGCCCCUCAGUUCCUGCUGAAGCACCAGCAUUUACUCUUCCUCCUCGGAAUAUCCGGGUGCAGCUGGGAGCCACCGCAAGAUUUGAGGGAAAGGUCAGAGGCUACCCCGAACCUCACAUCACAUGGUACAGAAAUGGGCAUCCUGUCCCAGAAGGAGACCAUUAUGUCGUGGACCACAGCAUUCGGGGGAUAUUCAGCUUGGUAAUCAAAGGUGUGCAAGAAAGCGAUGGUGGUAAAUACACCUGUGAGGCUGCAAAUGAUGGUGGGGUUCGUCAAGUGACUGUGGAACUGACAGUGGAAGGAAACUCCUUGAAGAAAUACAGCCUGCCAUCCAGUGCUAAAACCCCUGGAGGAAGACUUACUGUUCCUCCUGUGGAGCAAAGGCCAAGCAUCUGGGGAGAAAGUCCACCCAAGUUUGCUACAAAACCCAAUAGGGUUGUUGUGCGUGAAGGCCAAACAGGCAAAUUCUCGUGUAAAAUAACAGGACGACCUCAGCCUCAAGUAACUUGGUUUAAGGGUGAUAUUCAGUUGCAUCAAAAUGAGCGUUUCAACAUGUUUGAGAAAACUGGCAUCCAGUUCUUGGAAAUACAAAAUGUUCAUCUUGCUGAUGCAGGAAUUUACACAUGCACAGUGGUGAACAGUGCUGGGAAGGCAUCUGUGUCUGCAGAGCUCACUGUCCAAGGUCCAGACAAGACUGACACAUACACUCAGCCACUAUGCAUGCCGUCAAAACCAACAACACUUGCUACUAAAGCUGCUGAAAACUCAGAUUUCAAACAGGCAACUAGCAAUGGGAUUGCCAAAGAGCUCAAAUCUAGCAGCACUGAACUCAUGAUUGAAACCAAAGAUAGGGUGUCAGCAAAGAAAGAGUCCUUUUACAUCUCCAGAGAAGCCAAAGAGUGUAAGCAAGUACAGAACCAAGAAGUCAAUGCAGUAUCUCUUCAAGAACCUAAAGGAGGAACAAAGGGAUCUCAGGUCUUGCAGAAAACUUCAAGCACCAUCACACUACAGCCUGUCAAAAUGCAACCAGAACCAAAGGCAGAACCCCAGACCACUUUCGUCAGGCAGGGUGAAGACAGGAAAAGGACUGUGCAGCCCCUGAUGACAACUCAGCAAACCCCAUCUCUGACAGGACAAGUAGGUCCAAGGAGUAGAGAAGCAGAAAAUAGAGCUGGAGCCCGGAAGGCUGUAAUGGAGGAGAAGAGGGAGCCUUUGGGAAUUCCUCCUCAGUUUGAGAGCUGCCCAGAGAGCCUGGAAGCAUCAGAAGGACAGGAGAUUAAAUUCAAGAGCAAAGUUUCAGGGAAACCAAAACCGAAUGUGGAGUGGUUCAAAGAGGGUGCACCUAUUAAAGCUGGAGAAAGUAUCCAAAUAUAUGAAGAAGACGGAGUUCAUUGCCUAUCGUUAAAGAAAGCCUGCUUGGGGGACAGUGGAUCUUACAGCUGUGCAGCUUUCAACCCCAAAGGCCAGACUUCCACCAGCUGGUUGUUAACUGUCAAAAGGCCUAAAGUUGAAGAGGUUGCUCCAUGCUUUUCCAGUGUCUUGAAAGGAUGUACUGUGAGUGAAGGGCAAGACUUUGUGCUGCAGUGCUGUGUAGGAGGCAUACCUGUGCCUCAGAUCACAUGGCUUCUCAAUGAACAGCCAAUUCAGUAUGCCCAUUCCACGUUUGAAGAUGGAGUCGCAAAACUGACUGUCCAAGAUGCCUUACCGGAAGAUGAUGGCAUUUAUACCUGUCUGGCUGAAAACAACACAGGACGGGCAUCAUGCAGUGCUCAGGUCACUGUCAAAGAAAAGAAGAGCAGUAAGAAGGCAGAAAGUGCACAGGCUGUCAAGUUAAACAAGACUUUUGCACCCAUCUUCCUUAAAGGCCUGACUGACCUCAAGGUAAUGGAUGGAAGUCAAGUGAUAAUGACUGUGGAGGUAUCAGCUAACCCACCUCCUGAAAUUAUCUGGCUGCACAAUGGGAAAGAAAUCCAGGAGACAGAAGAUUUCCAUUUUGAGAAGAAAGGCAAUGAGUACAGUCUGUACAUCCAGGAAGUAUUUCCUGAAGACACAGGCAAAUACACCUGUGAAGCCUGGAAUGAAUUAGGAGAAACUCAAACGCAGGCUACAUUGACGGUACAAGAACCUCAGGAUGGUAUUCAGCCCUGGUUCAUUAGCAAACCAAGAUCAGUGACGGCAGCUCCUGGGCAAAAUGUGCUUAUAUCCUGUGCUAUUGCUGGAGAUCCUUUCCCCACCGUUCACUGGUUUAAAGAUGGGCAAGAAAUAUUGCCAGGAAAAGGGUGUGAAAUCCUGCAAAAUGAAGAUAUCUUCACACUGAUUUUGAGGAAUGUGCAGUCUCGUCAUGCAGGGCAAUAUGAAAUUCAGCUCAGGAACCAAGUUGGAGAAUGCAGCUGCCAGGUGUCUCUGAUGCUGCGAGAGAGUUCAGCUUCCAGAGCAGAAAUGCUCAGAGAUGGGAGGGAAUCAGCCAGCUCUGGAGAGCGAAGAGAUGGUGGAGAUCAUGGUACACUAACAUUUGGUAGAACAAGUGGCUUCAGAAAGAGCAGCAGUGAAACCAGAGCAGCUGAGGAAGAGCAGGAAGACGUCCGGGGUGUGCUGAAGAGGCGAGUGGAAACUCGGGAACAUACAGAGGAGAGCCUGAGGCAGCAGGAAGCUGAGCAGCUUGAUUUCCGUGAUAUUUUAGGCAAGAAAGUCAGCACCAAAAGUUUUUCUGAGGAGGAACUGAAAGAAAUCCCAGCCGAGCAAAUGGACUUCCGAGCAAACCUGCAGCGGCAGGUCAAGCCCAAGACCUUGUCAGAAGAGGAAAGGAAAGUUCAUGCUCCUCAACAGGUGGACUUCCGCUCUGUGCUGGCCAAGAAGGGCACCCCAAAAACCCCAUUGCCAGAGAAGGUGCCACCUCCUAAACCAGCUGUCACAGAUUUCAGAUCUGUGCUGGGUGCAAAGAAGAAGCCACCUGCAGAGAAUGGCAAUGCUGGCACCCCAGCACCAAAUGCCCGCACCAAUUCUGAAGCCCAGAAUGCCACCCCCAAUUCUGAAGCCCCUGUUGCCAAACCAGCAGUGAAAAAAGAAGAAAAGAACGACAGGAACUGUGAACAUGGGUGCGCCGUGGUGGAUGGUGGAAUAAUUGGGAAAAAAGCUGAAAACAAACCAGCAGCAAGCAAACCACCACCAAGCAAGCCAACACCAAGCAAAGGAACAGCACCCUCUUUUACAGAGAAGCUUCAGGAUGCUAAAGUAGUAGAUGGUGAAAAAUUGGUCUUACAAUGUCGGAUUUCCUCAGAUCCCCCUGCAGCUGUCACCUGGACUCUGGACAGCAAAACCAUCAAAUCAUCAAAGUCCAUUGUCAUCUCCCAAGAAGGAACACUGUGUUCACUUACCAUUGAGAAGGUCAUGCCUGAAGAUGGAGGGGAAUACAAAUGCAUAGCAGAGAAUGCAGCAGGAAAAGCUGAAUGUGCUUGCAAAGUGCUGGUGGAAGAUAGUUCAGCCACAAAGACCCCAAAGCCUACUGAGAAGAAGACCAAGAAGCCAAAGACCACACUUCCCCCUGUGCUGUCAACAGAGAGUAGUGAAGCAACAGUGAAGAAGAAACCAGCUCCAAAGACUCCUCCAAAAGCAGCUACUCCUCCUCAGAUUACUCAGUUCCCAGAAGACAGAAAAGUCCGUGCUGGUGAAUCAGUGGAAUUGUUUGCCAAGGUGGUAGGAACAGCACCCAUAACUUGCACCUGGAUGAAGUUCCGUAAGCAGAUUCAAGAAAAUGAAUAUAUCAAAAUUGAGAAUGCCGAAAACAGCAGCAAGCUAACAAUAUCAUCAACAAAGCAGGAACACUGUGGAUGUUACACACUAGUUGUAGAGAACAAACUUGGCAGCAGACAAGCACAAGUCAACCUUACAGUUGUUGAUAAACCAGACCCACCUGCUGGAACACCUUGUGCAUCAGACAUACGGAGUUCCUCCCUCACUCUUUCAUGGUAUGGCUCCUCUUACGAUGGUGGAAGUGCAGUGCAGUCCUACACCGUGGAGAUCUGGAACUCAGUGGAUAACAAAUGGACAGACCUCACUACCUGCCGCAGCACGUCGUUCAAUGUGCAGGACCUGCAGGCUGACCGGGAGUACAAAUUCCGCGUGCGAGCUGCUAACGUGUAUGGCAUCAGCGAGCCCAGUCAAGAAUCUGAGCUGGUCAAAGUUGGAGAGAAACAAGCAGAAGAACUUAAAGAGGAGGAAGCGGAGCUAUCUGAUGAUGAAGGGAAAGAAACAGAGAUUGAAUAUCGGACAGUUACUAUCAACACUGAACAAAAAGUUUCAGAUGUCUAUAAUAUUGAAGAAAGACUGGGAUCGGGCAAAUUUGGACAAGUCUUUAGGCUUGUUGAAAAGAAGACUGGAAAAGUGUGGGCAGGAAAAUUUUUCAAAGCAUAUUCAGCUAAGGAAAAAGAAAACAUAAGGGAUGAAAUCAGCAUCAUGAACUGUCUACAUCAUCCAAAACUUGUCCAAUGUGUAGAUGCCUUUGAAGAAAAAGCCAACAUCGUCAUGGUCUUGGAAAUGGUCUCAGGCGGAGAACUCUUUGAACGAAUUAUUGAUGAAGACUUUGAACUGACAGAGAGAGAAUGCAUUAAAUACAUGAGACAGAUUUCAGAAGGAGUUCAGUACAUCCAUAAGCAGGGUAUUGUGCACUUGGAUUUGAAGCCAGAAAAUAUUAUGUGUGUCAACAAGACUGGUACAAGUAUCAAACUCAUUGACUUUGGACUUGCAAGAAGAUUAGAAAGUGCAGGUUCUCUGAAAGUUCUCUUUGGGACACCUGAGUUUGUGGCUCCAGAAGUUAUUAACUAUGAACCUAUUGGAUAUGAAACAGAUAUGUGGAGUAUAGGAGUUAUCUGCUACAUCUUGGUCAGUGGACUUUCUCCUUUCAUGGGAGACAACGACAACGAAACCCUGGCCAACGUGACCUCAGCAACGUGGGACUUCGAUGAUGAGGCUUUUGAUGAAAUCUCUGACGAUGCCAAGGACUUUAUCAGCAAUCUACUGAAGAAAGAUAUGAAGAGUCGCUUAAAUUGUACUCAAUGUCUUCAGCAUCCAUGGCUGCAAAAAGACACCAAAAACAUGGAAGCCAAAAAACUUUCCAAAGAUAGGAUGAAGAAAUAUAUGGCCAGAAGAAAAUGGCAGAAAACAGGCCAUGCUGUCCGAGCAAUAGGAAGGCUGUCAUCCAUGGCAAUGAUUUCUGGUAUGAGUGGGAGGAAGGCCUCUGGGAGCUCGCCUACCAGCCCGAUAAAUGCAGACAAACUAGAGAACGAAGAUGCUUUCCUUGAAGAAGUGGCUGAGGAAAAGCCCCAUGUAAAGCCAUAUUUUACUAAAACAAUCCUCGACAUAGAGGUUGUGGAAGGAAGUGCUGCUAGAUUUGACUGCAAAAUUGAAGGCUAUCCUGACCCUGAGGUAAUGUGGUUCAAAGAUGAUCAGCCUGUCAAGGAGUCCCGUCACUUUCAGAUAGAUUAUGAUGAGGAUGGGAACUGUUCUUUGACUAUUUCUGAAGUAUGUGGGGACGAUGAUGCCAAAUACACCUGCAAAGCUGUUAACAGCCUUGGGGAAGCAACAUGCACCGCAGAACUCCUUGUGGAAACAAUGGGAAAAGAAGGAGAAGGAGAAGGAGAAGAAGAUGAAGAGGAGGAGGAAGAAUGAAACAAGGCUCAAAGAAAAAAAAAAUGAUAAAAAUAUAUUUAAAGACUCUCCUUAUAAGGCUCAGAAAACCAAGUUAUCAAAAGCACCUUGUGUGAUACAUAGGUCUUUGGGGGGUUGUUUUUUCAGCAUGAUCAGUUGAUACCUGUUUGCUUUAUGUAUGGGCAUUAAUUGAAAGCAGCAGGCAAUCUAAGUUGCUAGCAUGAUUGGAUUUUAAGCAAGUCAUCAAGUAAGUUGCCCAGUCUAUUUUAAAAUUAGAACGUAUGGAAAACAAGUUACAAUUAUAUUCUGAGCUUCUUAAAGAAAAGCAGUAUGGUAACUGAGCUCAUUGCUCUAUAACAUCACUUUCCUCAGCCAAAACUGCAGCUAAGUUGGCUCCCUAAGGUUUACUUUACAAGGAAUCAUUUGCCAGACAUGCAGUGAAUCUCUCCAGUCCAAAGAAACAAGCUGCUCCCAGAGCAGGAGCAUCUAUAAGGGAAGGUCUGAUAUAGCCAGCAUUGCAAUUUCUAUGUUGGUAUGAUUCAUUCUGCAUUUGUUUUAAAUGUAACUCCAUUGUCCUAAUUUCAGACACAUCUACUGCCCUUUCUCAGCGUGCUGCUGGUGCAGUUCUAAUCUUACCAGCUUUCCCUUAUAGAACCCGUCACCUCAGCGCAGUUACAGCUGCCGACUUAAGAAACAGACUGAAAGACUACAAAGACAGAAUAUUUUCUGUUGUUCUGGUCAGUUUAAUAUUGAUUUUAUGAUUCAUAUAUAUGCUGCUGUGAGAAGUAUGUUAUUGCACAAUCAGUGGCUUCGAUGUGCAUGUGAGUGAAUGGAAUCACAGGUUAGUUAAAAAUUCACUUGCAUUUGUUUGGCAAUUGCAAAACAGAUUUCAACUGAUGGUACGCUGGAAACUCCCAUAGAUUUUUGGAGUAGCCAAAAAAAGACAGUAGUCUGGAUUAAAAACUCCUUUAUACUUAGCAGUUUCCAAAGAAUCUUAACCUAUAUAGGACCUUAUUUGUACCUUAUGAGCUUGACUGUCUUGUUUUUGUCUUGAACCUGCACCAGUAAGGCUGUUGCCUUUUUUUAAAAUGCAGAAAAAAAAAAAAAAUGAAACAAAAAAAAAUCCAAAACCCUGUGUUUUUUUUUUUUCUCUCAGAAAUUGUUAAUGCACUCAAGACUUAAUAACUUUGCUUUCCUUUCACAGUAUUGGCACUUUUAAAUUUUUUGUUGUUGUUGUUGCUGUUGCUCAGAGGUAAUAUCAGCGGCUGAAAGGUGAUAUGCAUAAUCCAGAAAGUGUCUUAUAUCUAUGUAUCAUUCCAAAAGUGAAUCUUUUUUCUUUUCCAUUUUGUGUGUAAAGUGCAACCAUUUGCAUUUCAAAGGUUACCUCUUUAAAAAAAAUACCUUAAAUCCUCACAAUUAAGUAGUCAGUGUACUUUAUUACAGAUGUGUACAAUAUCAGCCUUAGGUUGUUUGAUAUUACCUAGUUGUGUAUGUGUUUCAUAUGAUUUGCUCUUCUACAUUCAAAGCUCAACUAAUGUGGAUGACACAAUGGUUUUUAACUGCUUUACUCUUUGUUGCUAAGUUCAGAUUGCCAGCAUGUCUUUUCCUUUUCAAUUGAUAAAGAACUCUUGUUAUACUAAACACAGUAUUGCCACAAUUCCUUAUACAGAAAGGUUUUAAUCUGAUUUAGAGCAUACAAAGCUUUUCUCACGUUUUUAAAUGUUUUAGGCAACAAUGGGGUGUAUUUUGUACCUUAAUAAAAAUAUGUUAAUGUUUUCCCUGUUUGUUAAACCAUCAGAAUUGCAAAGAUGAGAACGCUACGGCUGUAGUUUACUCACAGUUCCUAAAUAAAUAAUACCACAAAGCAUGCUACUUGUAUACUCUAUUGCAGGCGUCACUGCGGUCACAUUGGCUAAGCAAACCUACAGCAGCAGUCUUUUCCUAUUCUGUCUUGAGACCUGCCUGGCACAAAAACGGAUGAGGUGGCAACAGUGAAACAUGCUUGGUCUUUGCGGUGCUGCCGUGCUUCUCCUGUCCCCUCAGCACAGGCGAGCGCUGCAGGGAGGCUGCUCCGUCCCAGUGCCAUCAGGUGCAGCGUGGGGCUGGCACGACUUACAGCUGCGUGCUCUGCCAUGCGUCUCCAGCCUCAUCGCGUGGUCACAGGGGUAAACGUGGAUGGGACGCCAUGGCAGCUCUGGUUUUCUCUUACAGUUGAGAAUUCCUGAUGACAGGGAAAUGUACAGUUCAGAAAGACUGCAAGAGCAAGAGGGAAAAAAAAAAUAGGAAAGGUGCACACUUACACCAGUGUUCCUAGGAAUUAUAAAGAUGAAGAUAUUUAACACCUUUGCUUAUGCUGCCUUUAAGCAGACCUUUCAACACACAGUCUGAGGCAGCAUGGGCGAUGCAGGACAACACAGAAAUUCCCUAAAACAAAGGUUGUGAAACAUCUGCUUGUAGCAACACGUUUCUUGAGCAAACCUUCAGCCCUUGAAACAGUCAUCUUUGCAAGAUGGACUGUACCAUCUGGUGAAUGCACUUAACUUUAUUCACUGGCUGCUGGUUUCCAUUCAGAUAGUCACAUUUAUAAAGCAGUAAAAGACACAGGUUUGAUAGCCUAUGACCAGGGCAUGGCAAGGUCUGUAGGAUCGUGCACUGGGUAUCAAAAGCCACAAACAAUAUUGGUGAUACUGCACAGAUUUUUCCCUUUGCUCUCCUCAUUUAAUAGUCCUUCAGCAGCCUACAGGCUAUAAACUGCCUCUUUUUCCCCAAGGACAUAAUGCGCUUGCCAUCCUUCUGUUGCUGCCUGUUAACAUCCAUUCUACUCUGCAGGAAAAAAAUGAGCUGCAAAAAUGGUGUGAUACAUAUCUAAUUCAAAUUUGAGCAUUUGAUUCCAACUUGUAUUUAACCUUGAUUUUUGUCUUCUGUUUGAAGAAUAGGAAAAAGACUAUUUUAACUGAAGAAGGAUAUUUUAUGUACUUGAAACCGUGUCUAAUUUUGCCAGCCAUCCUAACUGGUCUAAUAAAGGGUAUUACCUCUUCCU
Molecule: messenger RNA, 8995 nt
Organism: Oxyura jamaicensis (ruddy duck)
Lineage: Eukaryota; Metazoa; Chordata; Aves; Anseriformes; Anatidae
Gene: MYLK
Product: myosin light chain kinase
Exons: 33
Coding region: 256-5976 (1906 amino acids)
Biological process (GO): protein phosphorylation
Molecular function (GO): protein binding; ATP binding; protein kinase activity
Source: RefSeq, a predicted model, not a curated record